Messenger RNA from Glycine soja, 974 nucleotides. RefSeq lists its product as uncharacterized. Bases 154 to 738 code for a protein of 194 amino acids. The transcript is spliced from 2 exons. The record is from RefSeq and is a predicted model, not a curated record. Lineage: Eukaryota; Viridiplantae; Streptophyta; Magnoliopsida; Fabales; Fabaceae.
CCCACCACGAUUAUUAUUAUUCUCACAGAAAAUGUCCUUCGAGUCUCUCUCUUGAUCGUCCCACGUGGCAGUUGAGUUGAGAUAUCAAGCAGAAGCAGAAGAAGAAGAAGAAGCACUCUGGUUCUUCUGAGGCACAACCUCGUUCCAACAGCCAUGGCGGUUCCUGCAACAUCCUCAGCCCCUGUCCUUCGACCCAUCCCCACCAACCGUUCCUUCUCUUCCCCAUUCCGUUCACUCCCCACUCCCACCACCCGAAAACCCCUAACCGUCUUCGCCAUGGCCCCUAAGAAGAAGGUGAACAAGUACAACGAAAACUGGAAAAAGGAGUGGUUUGGCGCGGGGAUAUUCUACGAGGGGAGCGAGGAAGUGGAGGUGGACGUGUUCAAGAAGCUGGAGAAGAGGAAGGUUUUGAGCAACGUGGAGAAAGCAGGCUUGCUCUCCAAGGCAGAACAAUUAGGAUUCUCGCUCUCUUCCAUAGAGAAGCUCGGCGUCUUCUCCAAAGCCGAAGAGCUCGGCUUGCUCAGCUUGCUCGACCGAGCCGCCAGCUUCUCCCCCUCCGUCCUCGCCUCCGCCGCCAUCCCCGCCUUCGUCGCCGCAAUCGCCGCCGUUGUCAUCAUUCCCGAUGACUCCGCCGCGCUCGUCGCCGUCCAGGCUGUUGUUGCCGCCGCACUCGGCGUCGGCGCCGUCGGUCUGUUCGUUGGCUCCGUCGUGCUCGGCGGAUUGCAGGAGGCGGAUUGAUUGAUUGAUUGAUUGAUUGAAUGAUGUGGGAAUGGUAUGUGGAUGAAUUAAUUUUAGAAUUUUUUUUUUUUUUGUCUUUGUAGUUGUAGAAUUGAGGAGAGAUUAUGGCUGUUUCUUUUGGUGUAAAAAAUUGUAAUAAAAAAAUGAAAAUGACAAUAAUUGACUGGAAAUGGGUGCAUACAACAAAAUGUAGUGUCUCUGUCUCUUCUGAAUGAAUGAAUUGCUGUUUUCUGAUU